AUGAGAAUAUGCGUCCUCCAAUCUGCAUAUCCGGAUAAUCACAGCAUCGCCCAACACGAUCCAGGCGCUGAUCCAUCCAGAUUCACCGACGAACAUACAUUCGAGCAUCGAUGGAUACACAAGACAACAGCCAAAGAGCAGAUCGACGCUGCCAUCGCAGAAAACUUCGACUUUUACUUCAACUUCAUGUGGGGACAGUAUGAAGACGAUGUCGCCGGGAUUGAAGCAUGCCAGUAUUUCGAAAAGUUUGGAUUACCUGCUGCUGGUGUGUGGAGUGAGGUUCUCCUUCGGACGAAAAAUGAUUUCUAUCGUGAUGCGAGGGGAUUGGGCACUCCGAGAGUGCCGGGGAUAUCCAACUAUCCGUUCUUUGUGAACCCGUCAACGGGCUGUUCAAAGUAUCAACAGAGCCCUAGAACCUGGACGCAUAGCGUAGACGGCAUUCCGAUCCCAGAUGAUGUCGUCGUUCAAGAAUUCAUCCAAGGCUGGGACCAUUCGGUCGUGAUCGUCGAGAUUGGCAAUACUCCUGUUCCGCUCGCACCAGAGAGAUACAUCUAUCCCUCUGAUUUCAACCCUCAUACCGGCUUCUUGACGUUUGAUACGAAAUUCCACCACGAUACAAGCGUCGAGAUACUCAACCGGAAGGACGAUCCUGCUUUGUUUGAGAAACUACAGGCAACAGCUAUCGAAGCAUUCUAUACCAACAAGAGCUCAGGAAAGGGGUGGUGUAAUGUCGAUAUUCGUGUACCCACAACCGGUGAUCCUGUUGUGAUUGAAGUCAAUCCCAUGCCAUCUGUCUUCUUACCCGAAGACAACGAAUGGGAGGAUAAAUGCAUUUGGGAGUGUUUUCCUGGCGGCCAGCGAGCGUUGAUCGAUACUUUGAUUUCGACGAGUCUUCUUCAGAGAGGAGAGACUGCCAGUGAACAAUAUGGACUUUCCUUUGAGGAAUAUGACACAAUCAUCCAAUCUGUCGAUACCAAGUCUAUCUGUGAAAAGAUUCUCUCGCAUGGCUCAUCUGGUACUGUCCUAGAACUUGGCUCUGGUAACGGUUAUUUUGGCCGAGCAAUGCAGGAAUUCCUAUCCCAAGAACAGAGUAUCUCCGUCACUGGCAUCGAAUCUUCUCAUGAUAUGGUCGAAAGAUGCAGGGAAACAGGGGCAUACAGCACCGUCUACCAUGGAACAAUUCCGUCGGUGACUGUAGCCAUUCACAGCGGCGAAUCGGGGAAAUGGUGCAAUCAUAAACGCGCAUUGGAAACCACAUUUGCAUCUCCUCCAGGCUGGAGGCUGAUUCGGCCUAGUGGGGAUAUUUACUGCUAUGACAAAAUAUACUCUAAUUAG
Molecule: messenger RNA, 1335 nt
Organism: Aspergillus wentii DTO 134E9
Lineage: Eukaryota; Fungi; Ascomycota; Eurotiomycetes; Eurotiales; Aspergillaceae
Exons: 2
Coding region: 1-1335 (444 amino acids)
Biological process (GO): peptidoglycan biosynthetic process
Molecular function (GO): D-alanine-D-alanine ligase activity; metal ion binding; ATP binding
Source: RefSeq, a predicted model, not a curated record